This is a messenger RNA of Lates calcarifer (barramundi perch), 1311 nucleotides long. RefSeq names its product neutral and basic amino acid transport protein rBAT. Lineage: Eukaryota; Metazoa; Chordata; Actinopteri; Centropomidae. The transcript is spliced from 2 exons. Gene Ontology annotation, biological process: amino acid transport. Bases 274 to 801 code for a protein of 175 amino acids. The record is from RefSeq and is a predicted model, not a curated record.
UAAAAAAUGACCAGGUUAACUGAUGACAUUACAAAACAGGACAAAAUGUGUGUGGACAAUAAAUAAAUAGGUUUUAUUGGCAGAUUGAUGAAUUUUAGACUGGAUUAGUUUUAUCUUGGCGUACCUAAUAAACUGGCAACUGAAUGUACAUGCAUUAAAGCGUAUUCCUGUAUAUUCAUUGUCAAAUUGCACAUUGUCUGAAGAAGCCUAAGUGCCAAAAUUACUGCUGUCCUUUCACCGCAGAGUGCCAGUCGAGACCCUCAGCGAUCUCCAAUGCAGUGGAGUGAUGACAUGAACGCAGGCUUUAACAACAAAACCAACAUCACAUGGCUGCCUGUACACCCGGACUAUAGAACUGUCAAUGUGGAGGUCCAGAAGAAAGAUGAAGGUUCUGUUCUGGCUCAGUACCGUUUCCUGAACACCUUGCGUGAGUCAGAGCUCCCCCUUCACCGUGGGUGGUUCUGCUACGUCCACGCUGAUCCCGGUGUCUUCUCUUACCUCAGAGAGCUUGAUGGGCUUGACCGAGCUUUCCUCAUGGUGCUUAACUUUGGUGAUAAAUCUGCCGUCACAGACCUCUCCUCUAUUCCUGAGUUGCCAGAUGAGCUGAAGGUGCUUAUGAGCACAAACCAAGUCAACGAUGGAAAGGUGUUGCAAAAGUCUCGUAUCCUGACAGAGGUGGGAGAGGGUCUGGUGAUUCAGUACUCCUCCCCCACUCGGUUUCAUCCCAGCCACCCCAAACAGUGCUAUAUCUCUGAGAAGGCCUGCUAUUUGGGGGCCAUGGACAUACUUUAUAAAUGCUGACAUGAAUGGAUGAUGGCAUUCAGCUAUUACAGUAUCACAGUAACAGUCAAAUCAUAAACAUUCUUUGGCAUCUCCUCUGUAAGGCAUCUGUCAUAUGAUAAAGUGGUCCAUUGCAGAUUUCAGUCUUCACUGUUGAUGUCCUCUCUUUCUCACUGGAUCAUUGUCAUUUGAUGCUAGACCACCUCUUGAUAGCCAUGCUAUCUCUUCCUCUUGCGUUGAGCCCGAGGAGGGUCCAGGCUCAGCUCGGUGUACAGAAAUCCUAGGUUGAGGGCUUCCUGUAUUGGGGAGAAAAGACAAGAGGUCAAAUUUCUCAGUCUGCAGCCAUCAACUGAUGUUUUUGUUCUCAAUGAGAGGAAAGAAUUGGGCUACAUUUUAAAUUCAAAAUGUAUAACAUGGUACCUACUGAGGAUUCCUUCGACAGAUCGUGCUUAGAUCAGAUUUGACUACUGUUUAUUACAAAUGACUUGUAAUCACUGCAAUAAUAAACCACAGCAAUUGUAAUACUCAAAA